Molecule: messenger RNA, 2901 nt
Organism: Monopterus albus (swamp eel)
Lineage: Eukaryota; Metazoa; Chordata; Actinopteri; Synbranchiformes; Synbranchidae
Product: nuclear factor of activated T-cells, cytoplasmic 1-like
Exons: 9
Coding region: 38-2683 (881 amino acids)
Biological process (GO): cytokine production; calcineurin-NFAT signaling cascade; regulation of transcription by RNA polymerase II
Cellular component (GO): transcription regulator complex
Molecular function (GO): RNA polymerase II cis-regulatory region sequence-specific DNA binding; transcription factor binding; DNA-binding transcription factor activity, RNA polymerase II-specific
Source: RefSeq, a predicted model, not a curated record
CUACACACCAAAUGUCAGCCUGUCCCUACCGCUGGGCAUGGGAAAUCCUUGUCUGGGGACCCAGUACCACACCUUACAGUCCAGCCCGGUCAUCUCAGUUUCCUCUUGCCACCAGACAGGCUAUACCCUCCAAAAUGACAACAAUGCAGCAUCAGGCUAUUACCUGCACCAUGGCUUGAGACCCAGUGGGGCCCCAGCCCUGGAAAGCCCCCGCAUUGAGAUCACUGCCUACAGCCAGUACCCUGAGGAUGAGGUAGAAGAGAGCAGCAGUGAGAACCACAUCAUCAAACGAGGCGUUAAUUCCAUUGUGACACUGACACUGCCCAAUGCUGAGUUCUACCGUGAUCCCAGCUGCCUCAGCCCUGCAAGCAGCAUUUCCUCACGCAGCUGUAACUCGGAGGCAUCCUCCUACGAGUCUGGUUUCUACAACUAUGACAACUCCCCACAGAACUCCCCGUGGCAGUCACCCUGUGUUUCUCCUAAAGGCUCAUCCUUACUCCUGUCCUGCCCACAUGCCAGUGGUCCAGCAGGAUCCCCUCACCGUUCUCCCUCCACCUCCCCUCAGAUAGGAGCCAUGGCUGAGGAAGGCUGGUCGGCUCAGCCUCGUGGCUCCAGACCUAACUCCCCGUCCUGCAGUGGAGGUGGUGGAGGCAACGGUGGUGGUGGUGGUGGCAUGGGAAAGAGAAAGUAUAGCAUUAAUGGCGCUCCCUACCAUCAGACAUCCUGCUCACCUAACCAUUCUCAAACCCCCUCUCCACAUGGUUCACCUAGAGUCAGCAUAACUGAUGAAAACUGGCUGGCCAACACCAACCAGUACACCAACUCUGCUAUUGUGGCCGCCAUCAAUGCUCUAACCACAGAUGGAAUGGUAGACAUGGGAGAGGGAAUCCCCAUCAAGACACGGAAGACCAUGCUGGACCAUUCAUCCUCCAUGAGCCUGAAGGUGGAGCCUGGUGGCGAGGAGCUGGGUCCUGAUGGGGAACUCUGCCAUGAAGACUACCCCUCCCGACUGGCCCUCAAGAAGGAGAACCACUGUGGGGGGUUCCUGGAUGUUCCCCAGCAUCUGUACUCUUGGUCUAAGCCCAAGCCUUACCUAAGUCCAUCUCUGCCAGCUCUUGACUGGCAGCUCCCGUCAUGUUCUGGCCCAUACAACCUACAGAUUGAGGUGCAGCCAAAGUCUCACCACAGGGCCCACUAUGAGACUGAGGGCAGCAGAGGGGCCGUGAAGGCCUUGUCUGGAGGACACCCUGUAGUACAGCUUUAUGGCUACAUGGAAAGCGAGCCACUCACUCUGCAGCUCUUCAUAGGGACUGCUGAUGACCGCCUCCUGCGUCCACAUGCCUUUUACCAGGUUCACCGCAUCACUGGCAAAACCGUCUCUACUGCCAGCCAUGAAGUCAUGCAAUCCAACACCAAAAUUCUGGAGAUCCCUCUGCUGCCUGAAAACAACAUGAGAGCCAUAAUUGACUGCGCAGGGAUCCUGAAGCUCCGUAAUUCAGACAUCGAACUUCGCAAAGGGGAGACGGACAUUGGACGCAAAAACACCCGUGUUAGGUUGGUGUUCCGAGUGCACAUCAACCAGCCCAAUGGCAGGACAGUGUCCUUACAGGCUGCCUCCAACCCCAUUGAAUGCUCUCAGCGCUCAGCACAGGAGCUUCCCUUGGUGGAGAAGCAGAGCCUGGACAGUUACCCUGCAACAGGAGGCAAAAUGAUGCUCUUGACUGGUCUGAACUUCCUCCCUGACUCCAAGGUGGUGUUUGUUGAGAAGGCCCAGGAUGGGCAUCAUCUGUGGGAGACAGAAGCCAAAGUUGAUAAGGACUCCAUCAAAUCUAGUACUCUUAUUGUGGAGAUCCCGCCGUACAGGAACCAGAGAAUAUCCAGCCCAGUGCAUGUUAACUUCUACGUCUGCAAUGGCAAGAGGAAGAGGAGUCAGUACCAGCGCUUCACUUACCUGCCUCCAAAUGUGCCGAUAAUAAAGACAGAACCCAGUGAUGAAUAUGAUUCUUUGGGGACUGCAGGGCUGGCAAUGCAUUCAAAACCCUACUACAACCAACCCAGGAUCACUCCCAUCAUGCCCAUAGCUGAUCCUGAUGCCUGCCUCGUUGGUGGCUACCCUCCCUGUCCACCUCGCCAUGCUGCAAUGCCAUCGUCUUCACCCAACUCCAGCCCCACCCUGCAUGACCUUUCACCUGUGGCAUACAAGUGCCUCCCCAACAGCCCCACUCAUGCUGCUCCACCAGGCCCCAUGGUGCCCCCCAUCCAGGAGACCCCUGGCCGCCCCAACUUUGUCCACCCAGCCUCACCAGACCAUGGCUCUUCCCUAGGGAUGCUCCAUUCCCAGGGUAGCCCCAACCACCUCCACAGCCCGGGACCCCAUGCUUAUCACCCUGUCUAUGCCAACAGCAGCCCAUCAUCCUCCCCGGUAUCCCACCCUUCCACUCCCGGUGGGACUGCAGAGAGCCCAUUUGUUCAGGCCUACAGCCCCAGUCAGGCUCAAGCAGCAGCCAGCUCAGCCCAAACUGGAGAGAGCUCACCCAGCCUGCUACCAGAGGAUGCCAGCCCCCCUUCGAUGGCCAUCACUGUCAAACAGGAGCCCCAAGAACUGGACCAGAUGUACCUAGAUGAUGUUAACGAAGUCAUCAGGAAUGACCUCUCCAGCAUUUCUGUGCACACUCAUGCAUAGAUAUGCUGAAGUCUUCUGCAGCAGCAGCAACAAAAAGAAGACAAACAAACCUAGAGAUCCAGAUGACAAAGAAUACAUUGUUGACCAGGAUCUCCCACCUGACCAUCAUCAGCUCCCCAUCACUCGCAGACUCACUGCAGAUUCACAUUGACAAUCACUGGCAAGCUCCAAUUAAAUAAAUAGAUGAAUGUUGUAUUUACACAAAGGAAAGUGAUGUC